GGUUGUAAUGGAUGGAUCCUAUCGUUUAUUAGAACAAUUUAAGAUAGUUUUGAGUUUAACAUAUUACGCUGGAACUGGACUGGAUCUGGCAACACUGUCGAGCAGCUGCGGAAGAGAGAAUGUGAGCAUAAAUUUAUCGAUUUUGUGAAAACGCAACAUAGAACCGGAGAGCGUGUCUGGCACGGGUAGAGUCCAGACAAGAUUUCAGAAUCCCAAAGCCAUAGUGAGAGAGUAGCAUCAUCCGAAGUACAAUGUUAUUACGCUCCUCGCCAUCACCGUUGUCGUCGUCGUCGUCGUCUAGCGCUGCGGAUUUUGUGUAAUAUUCAAAAUGUCUACCCGUGCGAGGAACUAAAGAGUUCUGGGUGACCAUAGCGCGCGCCGGCCGUCCCGGAACAUCCGUUCGGAAUACUCACCGUAGGUUCCCAGGGAUCCUGCCCAAUUGGGUUUAACGGGGGUUUGUGUGUCGCCAGAGUGCCGCGAGUCAGUGAUGUGGAAACUGCACUGCUGAGGGUUAGCUCCGUACCGGAUCCGUCAAAGUCCGGAAUCUAUCUACCACGGGAACCCCGUUGCUUCCGUCGUCGCGCGUGACCUCCCGUCGUCUGUGUGUCGUUUUUAUGUGUGUUUUGUGAGUUUUUCGGUUUUCGGUGUGUUCCGUGGCGUGUACGUGUGUGUGUAUGAUCCAGAGUUCCUAGGAUGUCAUCCUGAGAGUCGGCCCUUCCAGAACUCCAGCGACCCAGAUCUUCCGGACGGACGAACGGGUGGACUCCAGAGUGUCCAGCAGUGCCAAUCAGAGGUGUCCAGUGUGCUAAAAAUGGGAACCUGCAAGGGCAAAGCCUUCUUUUGGCCGGAGAUUGCGUAAAAAGCCUCCUCCUCUCGACUUCCGGAUUUUCCCAGAGUGCAUCCAAAGUACACGCCAUUGGGCUAUUGAGACUUCAGGGGGGCUCUUUUCGCGAGUAGUGCUUCAAGUGCAUCAAAGAAAGUGGCUCUUGAGAUAGAUGAAAGUCCAACAGGAAUUUACAUAUAGAGUCCCGCGAGGUCUUGUGCCGUGUCCCCCUACUUGUACUGGAUAGAAUGUAAAUAUCGAGCGUACAAGGAGAGAGAGGAAAAAACAAGAAAAAAAUCAAUAUUUACUACGCUUACAGCGCGAAGAGAGCUGUGCAAAGAGAGAGAGGAGUAGUGCGUAUCUGCAGAGCAAUAAAGGCAAAGAAGGAAAGAGCCGAAGGAAGAGAGAAUAACAAAACAGAAAAGAUAGUGAAGGAGAGAGGAAUCUAAGAAGUUCGAGAUAAGGCAUCGGCAGUGCUGAUGAGGAAGAAAGAAGCAGAAGAAGAGUCAGAGUAUGCGACAAAAGUUCUGUGAUUAAUGAUAGUGAAAGCAAGCGAAGAAAGGAGAAGGUCGAUACGAGUCGGGUGCAUGCAUACUUUUGAAGAAGCAUAAAAAAGGAAGAAAAUUGCCUCAUCGGAAAAUUGCGGAAGCAGUGUGUGAGAUUGUGUGAGUGGUGAUCGACAGCGAGUGUGAUUCGGCACAAAUUUGCGGGUGAUUGAUUCUUCGCGCACAAAGGGCGAUUACGAUGAGCCUGCAAAAGUGAGCUCGGGAAAUUUAAUUCUUGCCGAAUAUCGCUGAAAAGUGUUUGCUUGAGGAUUCGUGUGUGGAUUAUUGAGAGACGAAUCAAAGAAGCUUAGUCGAUUGGUGAUUAUUGCAAAGUAGGAGAUCAAAAAGAUCGCUUUCCUAAACUAAAAGGAUCACAACCCAUUGAGAUUGCUAUGUAUCGCUUCACGUUAUACGUAGUACACGUUUGCUAAAAAGAAAAAUAUCAAUACUCAACAAAAGUGCUAAUAAUAAAAAUAAGAAGUAAUCAGUUAUUGAAUUUUACGUAGAGCCGUUUAUGAAUCACAUGCAUUAAUCCAUAUUACAUAAAAAUAUACCAGUUAAGCUUCACAAAAUCCGAUAGGGAUUCUUUUCGCGUUUUCAUUCAUCAAACAUCAACAAGUAAUCAUGCACUAGUAGUCCUCGUAAUACAUAAAAUGCUUAACUAUAACAGUGAUCAAAGUAAAUAAGUAGUGCUUUCAAUAAGAGAAUUACCUUCAAUACAAACGUAUUUGUUCUACCAGACUGAAGUUUGCAAACGUAUUAGCAUCUUUAUUAGAGUCUUCGAGCCCAUUUUAAGGGGAAACAAAGCGCGCAAAAUAUUUUAGCAUCAAUGUGCUAAUCACUCGUGAACGAAACCAAAUCUAAGAAGAAGAUAAAUAGUGGAUUAAGUGCAAUCCUACGAUCCCACCAAAAAAAGAAAGAAAGAAAAAAGGAAGAAUCGUCAGUGUUGUUGAUUGGAAAGGUGUGAUUCCGGUGGAAAGAGGGUGCGCGAUUGCUGCAUCCUUCCGCACGGUCCAGCCAUGUUGUCGUCGUCGGCCAGCUCGGCGGACCGGUCACACCAUCAGCUGCUGUACGGACAGAUCGUUGCUUUCAUUGUUGUAACCGUGUUUGUUGUUGGAAACUUAUGUGCCUGGCAGGAAAACGUGCGACCAAAGCUCUACGUGUCACUAGCUGAUGAAGAGUACCUGAAAUUUCAGGGCAACGAAUCGACGAUCGAUUUCUUCAAACUCGUGCUGCGGGAUGUCACCACCAACAGUUUGCUGGUUGGUGCGAGGAACAUCGUGUACAAUCUUAGCAUAUACGAUCUGAGUGAGCAGACGCGGUUAGUGUGGUACUCUUCGGAGGAUGACAUCAAGAUGUGCGUGAUGAAAGGCAAAGACGAGGAUCUCUGCCAGAAUUAUAUCCGCGUGUUGGCACUGCCAACGCCCGGAACGCUGCUCGGCUGCGGCACCAAUGCAUUCCGGCCGCUGUGCCGGGUGUACGGCAUCAACGGCAACAGCUACUCCGUCGAGUCGGAAAAACCGGGCCAAGCCGUCUGCCCGUACGAUCCGGCCCACAACUCGACCGCGGUCUAUGUCGAUAACGAACUCUACUCCGGCACGGUGGCUGACUUCAGCGGUCUUGACCCAAUUAUCUACCGGGAACCGCUGCAGACCGAGCAGUACGACAGUUUGAGCCUGAACGCGCCCAAUUUCGUCGGAUCGUUCACGCAAGGCGACUUUGUCUACUUUUUCUUCCGCGAGACGGCCGUCGAGUUUAUCAACUGUGGCAAGGCCGUCUUCAGUCGAGUUGCACGGGUGUGCAAAUGGGACAAGGGAGGACCCCACCGGUUCAAGAAUCGCUGGACCACCUACCUCAAGUCCCGGCUAAACUGCUCGAUGCCGGGGGAUUUUCCGUUCUACUUUGACGAAAUACAAUCGGCGAGCACGCUGGUCGAGGGUCGAUAUGGCAACGGAAACGCCAAGCUAAUCUACGCCGUGUUCACAACGUCAACCAAUGCAAUUGCGGGCUCGGCGAUAUGUGCAUUCUCGUUACAGGAUAUCGCCGACACGUUCGAGGGCAACUUCAAGGAGCAAAGUGGAUUAAACUCUAAUUGGCUACCUGUUAACCCAUCGAAGGUUCCCGAUCCGCGGCCCGGUUCGUGCCACAACGACUCCCGGACGCUGCCCGACCUGACGCUCAACUUCAAAAAGACGCAUUCACUGAUGGAUGAAAAUGUGCCAACAUUUUUCGGUUCGCCGCUCCUGUCCCGCGUCAGCACGGUCUAUCGGUUCACUGCCAUCGCCGUCGAUUCGCAGAUUAAAACCCCGGGCGGAAAAACGUAUGAUGUGAUUUUCGUCGGUACAGAUCACGGAAAAAUCAUCAAAACUGUGAAUGCAGAAUCUGCCGACUCGAGCAAAAAAGUCUCCUCGGUUGUAAUCGAGGAAAUCGAUGCCCUGCCAACGAGCGAACCGGUGCGGAGCCUGGAGAUUGUCCGGACCAUGCAAUACGACACGCCAAAGGACGGAAGUUAUGAUGAUGGAAAAUUAAUUAUAGUCACCGAUACAACCGUGAUAGCGAUUAAAUUACACCGUUGCAGCAGCGAAAAGAUAACAAGUUGCAGCGAGUGCGUCGCGCUGCAGGAUCCGUACUGCGCCUGGGACAAGAUUGCCGGCAAGUGCCGAUCGCACGGGGCCCCGCGGUGGUCGGAGGAGAACUACUUCUACCAGAGUGUGGCCACCGGAGACCACGCUGCCUGUCCCUCGGGGAAGAUGCCCAAGGACGCCAACGUGGAGAAGCAGGGCUAUCGAGGCGACAUCGACUACGACCCGCAGCGUCCAAGCAAAGACCAACCGGGCAACGACAUGAUCAGCAUCAUGCAGGACAAGAACGGUUACGAUGACAAGGGCGGCCCGCAGAUCACGCCCGAUCUGAUCAACGCCCAGUACACGGUCGAAACUCUGGUGAUGGCCGUCCUGGCGGGGGCCAUCUUUGCCCUGCUGGUGGGCUUCAUCACGGGGUACUUCUGUGGGCGGCGGUGCCACAAAGACGAGGACGACAAUCUGCCGUACCCGGACACGGAGUACGAGUACUUUGAGCAGCGCCAAAACGUCAAUCGUAAUUUGACUCUUUGCAGGAUACAAACCGAGCCGAAGUUGCUGCCGCAGGUCGAAGAGGUGACCUACGCCGAACCGGUGCUGCUGCCGCAGCCGUCUAGUCAGAACAAGAUGCAACACUCACCAAAAAAUACGCUGCGAAAACCGAUGGUCGGAGGCCAUCAUCACGCGGGAGGUGGCGUCAACUCGGAAACGCUAUUCCAGUUCCAGCCCGAUGGCUACAAUGCUCGUGACAAUUACCGAGGUCGCGACAACUUCGGCACCCUCCGAUCCCACCAAGGUGAUAAUUAUCGUCGCGGUGACGGAUUCUCAACAACAAGAAGUGUGAAAAAAGUGUAUCUCUGAGACGGGAACGGGGCGGCUGAGACCAGCCAGGGACUAAUUAAUCAAAAUAUGCAUUUUUAUAUAGGUCCUUAAUACCACCACUCGUAACAGAAGUCUCGGCCGAAUGAAAAGGCAGCCGCCCCGGCAUGGCAUAGUAACACAACAUCGUUCCGACAGUCCCCAGAAUUCCAGUUCCGGAUCUUCCCCAGUCAUGUCCAACAGUAGUUCUAGUCCGGCGCCUCCCUCGAGCAGUCCUAGUCCACAAGAGAGCCCAAAAAACUGUAGCUAUAUUUAUAGAGAUUGAUUAUUAUAUAAACCCCAGCCACCACCACCGGAACCGCGCUCCCACGGCAGUAACGACGCAA
This is a messenger RNA of Culex pipiens pallens (northern house mosquito), 5152 nucleotides long. It is a transcript of the gene Sema1a, whose product is annotated as semaphorin-1A. Lineage: Eukaryota; Metazoa; Arthropoda; Insecta; Diptera; Culicidae. The coding region runs from base 2388 to 4808 and encodes 806 amino acids. Gene Ontology annotation, molecular function: chemorepellent activity; semaphorin receptor binding. Gene Ontology annotation, biological process: axon guidance; semaphorin-plexin signaling pathway; negative regulation of axon extension involved in axon guidance. The record is from RefSeq and is a predicted model, not a curated record. The transcript has 22 exons.